CGUGAAUAGCCGGGACGACGUCGUUGCCAGAUUGCACCGAAGCAAUCUCUCUCCUUUCCCCGGCGGCCGAAGCGGAAGACACUAGAAGAGAAGACGCAGGAUCUGACAGCUUCAUCUCCCCUCCGUCCGACAGCUCCGCAAAAUUCCCCGAAAGAGAGACGCUGAAAAGAUGCCGAAGGCGAAGAUCGCACCGUCGGUGCUCUCAUCGGACUUCGCGAACCUGGCGUCUGAGGCGGCUCGCAUACUUCAGUGCGGCGCCGAUUGGCUCCACAUGGACAUCAUGGAUGGGUAGGUUGGACUAUCAGCUCAAAACCGACAAUAUGCUUGCCCCUAUAUUUCUGAUAAUCAGAUGUAUAACAAGUGUAUUGCUGAACUAAUGUUUGGUUUCUAUUUCAGACACUUUGUCCCCAAUCUUACUAUUGGCGCUCCUGUCAUUCAAAGUCUUAGGAAGCACACAGAGGCAUAUUUGGAUUGUCACCUUAUGGUCACAAAUCCUCUAGACUAUGUGGAACCUCUAGGAAAAGCCGGUGCUUCUGGUUUUACAUUUCAUAUUGAGGUAGCCAAAGAAAAUUGGGAAGAACUUAUCCAGCAGAUUAAAUCAAAGGGCAUGACACCUGCUGUGGCUUUAAAACCUGGAACACCUGUUGAAGAAGUUUACCCACUGCUUGACGGUGAAAAUCGUGUGGAAAUGGUUCUUGUUAUGACUGUGGAACCUGGAUUUGGAGGUCAGAAGUUCAUGCCAGAAAUGAUGGAUAAGGUGGAUGGUGGCUUGGGGCCUUCAACCAUUGAUGCAGCCGCUUCUGCAGGAGCAAAUUGCAUUGUUGCAGGAAGUUCAGUGUUUGGAGCUUCUGAACCGGCCCAGGUUAUAUCACUUAUGAGAAACAGCGUGGACAAAAUGCAGCAAGCCAAUUGAAAUUGGUACAGGCAAGAUGCAUAAUUGAAUGCUUGAAAUUUGUUUACCGUGUAUGCUAAUAAGCUUGUUGAUGUCUUACAACUACAUAAAGGGGCAGUGCCGGUGCACAAAGCACUUGCCUGUUUCAAGUAUGCUUUAUGAUCAUGAAACAAAAAUAUAAUGUUGUGAUAUAUUGUACCUUUUAAUCUCUUACCUGUACGUUUGGUGAAGCCGAUCAUCAGCUUCCAUAAUGUGAAUGUUUCUUGAACUUUC
Messenger RNA from Diospyros lotus (date-plum), 1165 nucleotides. Its product is annotated as ribulose-phosphate 3-epimerase, cytoplasmic isoform-like. Lineage: Eukaryota; Viridiplantae; Streptophyta; Magnoliopsida; Ericales; Ebenaceae. The coding region runs from base 350 to 913 and encodes 187 amino acids. The record is from RefSeq and is a predicted model, not a curated record. The transcript is spliced from 6 exons. Gene Ontology annotation, biological process: pentose-phosphate shunt, non-oxidative branch; pentose-phosphate shunt; carbohydrate metabolic process. Gene Ontology annotation, molecular function: D-ribulose-phosphate 3-epimerase activity; metal ion binding. Gene Ontology annotation, cellular component: cytosol.